GCGCGGGAACAUGGCGGCGUCCAGGUAGAGGGCGUGAGGGGGACCGAGUUGGCAUGGCGCUGGCGUCGGGGCCCGCGAGGCGGGCGCUGGUUCGCCCUGCGCGGCUCGGCCUCGGGGACUGCGGGGCCCCGGCACGCGGGGCGUACGAGUGGGGCGUGCGCUCCACGCGGAAGCCCGAGCCUCGGCCCCUGAACAGGGUGUACGACAUCCCCGGACUGGAGCCCAUCACCUACGCGGGGAAGAUGCACUUCAUGCCCGGCCUGGCGCGGCCGGUCUUCCCGCCCUGGGACCCUGGUUGGACGCACCCAAAGUUCCGCCGCCCGACUCCGGUUCACGAGCAGCCGCUGUACAAGGAUCGGGUCUGCUACGUCUUCCACCAGCGCUGCCGCCUCCUGGAGGGUGUGAAGCAGGCCCUCUGGCUUACCAAGGCCAAGUUAAUAGAAGGCCUUCCUGAGAAAGUGCUUAGCUUGGUCAGUGAUCCAAAGAACUAUAUAGAGAACCAAGAUGAACGCGUUCUGAAUGUGAUCUCUCAUGCCCGUCUCUGGCACUCCACUGAAGACACCCCCAAGAGAGAGGCCUACUGUCCAGUCAUCGUGGACAGUCUGAUACAGCUGUGUAAAUCCCAGAUUCUCAAGCAUCCCUCUCUGACAAGGCGGAUCUAUGCCAAAAACUACACGUUUUCUACUACCUGGAAUCGAGAGUCUUUUCUCCUUCAGGUCUGUGGUCCUAGUGGAGCCCGACUGAACAGCAAGGAUCCGCUGCCUGCCAUUGCCUCCAGAGAGGAGGUGGAAGCUACAAAAAAUCAUAUUCUUGAGGCCUUCUAUCCCAUAUCUCCCACUAUUGACCUUCAGGAAUGCAAUGUUUAUGACGUGGAAGACAACACGGGAUUCCAGGAGGGUUAUCCUUACCCCUACCCCCACACCUUGUAUUUCCUGGAGACAGCAAAUUUACGACCACACCGCUUUCGACCAGACCAGCUGCGAGCCAAGAUGAUCCUGUUUGCAUUUGGCAAUGCCCUGGUUCAGGCCCGGCGCCUUUAUGGGAACCACACUAAGGUUUUGGAGCAGCCGGUUGUUGUGCAGAGUGUGGGCACCGAUGGACGCGUCUUCCAGUUCCUGGUUUUACAGCUGAACACCACAGACCUGGCGUCUAACGACGGCAUCAAGAAUCUGGUCUGGGUGGACUCGGACCAGCUCCUCUAUCAGCAUUUUUGGUGUCGCCCAGUGAUCAAAAAGAAAGUGGUUGUGGAACCUGUUGGGCCAACUGGUUUCCAGCCAGAGACGUUCAGGAAGUUUUUAGCUCUGUAUUUGCAUGGUGCUGUGUAAGCCAAGGACCGACCUGAGGUCUGAAGCCCCCUCGUCCCCCUUCACGCAGAAGAUCCUGCCUCUAGAGCAGUGCUGGGCCUGCCGGAACCUCAGUGCUCCUCCAGCCUGCUGGUCUGGCUGCCAAUAAAGAGCGCUUCUGGGGCCCUGGAGCCCGUGCCUGGUGUGGGGAGCUGUCAGGAAGGGCGCCCGUAGCUGCACAGCGGCUACACCGUGAGCCUGCCUGCGUGUGCGUGCGGCCCUGGGGCCUGACCUGGCCCACCCUAAGCCCUCCCUGCCCACGGCCCAUCUUGACUAUAGAUAAGAAUCUUUGUCUCUGGAUUUCAUCUUCUUCACCUGAAACUUGAGGUUAACAUGAACUACCUUGUUUCGAAGCCCGUAGAUGAUGUAUGUGUAGCAUCUGCCACGUGAUACGCUCUCUCUGAUGCCUGCUGGGUUCCCCUGGGACUCGGAAUUGCGGGCACAUUCCAUAAUGACUGCAGGGAACCUGCAUAGAACAUGCAUUGUAGAUUUCUCCCUGGUAUUCGGGUUAACAGAGCAAGUCCAUCCCUG
Messenger RNA from Canis lupus familiaris (dog), 1874 nucleotides. RefSeq names its product mitochondrial ribosomal protein L37 (gene MRPL37). The record is from RefSeq and is a predicted model, not a curated record. Gene Ontology annotation, molecular function: structural constituent of ribosome. Lineage: Eukaryota; Metazoa; Chordata; Mammalia; Carnivora; Canidae. Gene Ontology annotation, cellular component: mitochondrion; ribosome. The transcript has 7 exons. Bases 54 to 1325 code for a protein of 423 amino acids. Gene Ontology annotation, biological process: translation.